AGGAAGAUCGGCGCUGAGCGCAUCUUUAUAUAAUUGCGUUCACUGAGGUUAUUGCAAUUAUAAAACAUAAUCGGCCUGCUCGCUAGAUCCAGCCAUGGGUAACGAGGCGAGCCUGGAGGGCGGUGAAGGGGCCACUAUGGUGGGGAUGUCGGUUUCAGCACCGAGCUCUGGACAGCUCCAGAAGCCCUUAAAUGGCGCAGCGGCCGGCGCUGGAGCAUCCCUCGAACCCAGGGCGGGGAUAAACAGGCUGGCUGGAGGGGGAGGCCCACCAUCAAGCCCAAAACUAGGCUAUGGAACCGGUAGUGAUCGAGGGCCAGGUGGUGACUUUGGCAUGGGCGGCAUUCAAGCAAGUGGAAACCCUUACAAAAAGCUAGUCCAUGAUGGACCUAGACAUUCCCAGACUUCUUCUACACAUCAAUCUCAAAUUCAAAGUUCAUCAGGGGGCAUGGGACCCACCCAAAGCCCUGGACAACAUGCCUCCAGACGCAACCUCCAGGUGGACUUUAGCAGCAGCAGUGGUCGAACAGGCCGCUCACCAUCAGUGUCUCCCGAUAGAGCCAGUGCUCCAACUUCACCAUACUCGGUACCCCAGAUUGCACCGAUGCCUAGCAGUAAACUCUGUCCAGUUUGCAAUACUACAGAGCUGACUAAUGUUGAUGGGUCACCAAACUUCAACAAGUGUACACAGUGCCACACUACAGUGUGCAACCAGUGCGGCUUCAACCCCAACCCACACCUUGCAGGGGUCAAUGAGUGGCUCUGUUUAAACUGCCAGAUGCAGCGGGCUUUGGGAAUGGACAUGACUACACCACGUUCCAAGAGUCAGCAGCAGAUACAUUCUCCUUCUCAUCAACCUAAGGCUGACCCCAUACCCAAGACACAACCCUCAGCUCAAACCACGCCACAGAUGCAAACCCAAAUACAGACACAGACGAAAAUUCAGCCUCAGCCUCAGCCUCAGCCUCAAACCCAAGCUUUCCAGAGACAGAUGGGUCCUACUGGACCUAACCAGAGUGGACUUCACAGUGGGCCACAAACUGGUCUCCAGACACAGAAAGAACAACCACAAGCAGUACAUACACAAUCAGGUUCCCAGUCAGGGUUCAAGGAUACCCAGAGACAGCGAGGCGAGGUAUUGGGACCAAAAAGUCCCGAAAGGGUGGCCCAGACAGGCCGGAUUCCUCAUCCAGGGGCAGUGCCUUUACCUGGCUUAGCAAAGGCACAAUCACAGUCUGAUCUGGGGCGCAGCACUCCAGUACGGUUUGGAGGUCAACCCGAUAAGACCCGAAGUGCUGGAAGCUCCCCGGCUCAUCACCCAACAUCCCACGAGGCUCCUCAAGAUGGUUUAACUAAGCUGUUUGGUUUUGGGGCAUCUCUUCUAAAUCAGGCAACCACCCUUAUUUCUGUUGAUCCUCUUCCUGGAUCCUCACCGCACCCCUCGCCUGCCCGUAACCAGAGUGCCCAGGGGACAAAGGUGAUCUUUAGUGAUGCUAAUGCUGGAGCUAAUGCUAAAACUACAGCAGGGCCACCCAGCAGUGCCAAAACAGGCCCAGGCGGAGUGACAUUACCCAAAGGUCCUGGAGCCCCUCUCCAAAAACAGCCUCUGCAGCAGCAGUCACCAGUGCACCAUCAAAAAGGGCUGAAACAACAGCAGUCGCCGGCACACCAUCAAACAACACCGCAGCAGCAGCAGUCCCCACUAAAGCAGCCUCCACCUCAGCCAGUUAAUCAGAAACCAGACGUUACCUGCCCACUAUGUAAGACUGCGUUCAAUGUUGGAACAACAGAACCACCAAACUACAGGUCUUGCACCCAGUGUCAUACAGAGGUGUGCAAUCUUUGUGGUUUCAAUCCCACACCACAUCUGGUGGAGAAGAAAGAAUGGCUCUGUCUAAACUGUCAGACUCAGAGACUGAUGUCUGGUGGACUUGACCCUCUUCCAGUUCUACCUUCAUCACCCAGCCGUCAACCAACGGGUUCACCUCGGCAUCAACAACUUUCCAGCAAACAGCAGCAAGGGCUUCAGACAAUGUCAUCACAGCAGAAACCUCCUGUUUCUCAACAGAGUGGUUUCUCUUCCCCCAUAGCCAGACCAGCAAGUGAUAUAAAAUCUUUUACACAGCCUGCUACAGCUACAACACCUCCUGUGUCUACCACUACUGCAUUUGCUGGUGAACAGGAGAGGAAGGAAACUGCACCCAGACUAGAUAAAUUGCUUGACCCUGGCGAUAGAGACAAUAAACCAACUCAAAAGAGAGGAACAACAGAGUCAAUACAGACACCUUCUAAAGAUGAAAGGAAAGAAUUACAGAGUAUUACCAAAUACUAUGAGGAAAACAGCAAGACAAACAGCAAUCAUGAUCUAUCACGAAGUCCACAGAGUUUGAGUGAUACUGGCUAUUCCUCUGAUGGAAUCUCCAGUUCACAUAGUGAAAUUACUGGCCUUAUCCAGGAGGAAGAGCUAAAAAUGAGCGAGAGAGGUCUGAUUGGGCACCAUACACCACCAAGUCCAUCUGAGCUGAUUAAGCUGGAGAGCUCCAUGCGACCCCUUCUAGAGUCAAAAUUUUCAUCUGAAGGGGAAAGAGCACAGGACAAGAAGCAUGGAAAACAGCAACACGGUGAUAUCAGGAAACAUCAGUCUCGCUCAAUAUCAAUAAGUCCAGAGGAAUAUGACUCAGAUGAGGACUUUGAAGGCAUCAUAGAAGAGGAGGAAGAUCCAACUGAGGAAGAGCUUAGAGCAAUUGCUGCUUUAGGGGACAACAGUGGCCAUAAAAAAAGAAAUUUAGAACCUGAAGAGAUUACUGAUGAGGAAUAUAUGAGAAGGCAAAUUAUGGAGAUGAGUGCUGAUGAGGAGAAUGAGGAUGAAGAAGAGGAAAUGGAAGAAGAGGAUGAUGAUGAUGAUGAAGGCUAUGGCUACAAAACUAAAAAGGCUCAAAAGCACAGCAGUGAUUCAGGAAAAGAAAAGCGCCGUCUCACUUAUCACUCUAGUAGCUUUGAGGAGGAUAGUAAAACAACUAGUGAUGUAUACAAAGGAUCAGCUGAAGAGGACCUCAUGGCCUCGCAAGGAGGCUUACGCAGAUUUAAGACCAUAGAAUUGAACAACACUAACAGUUAUAGUCGAGACAUGGAGUUAAACAAUGACAACGACCUGAGUCUCGACCGAGAGCCUGAGUUGGAGAUGGAAAGCCUCACUGGUUCUCCAGAAGAACGGUCAAGAGGAGAAUAUUCCUCCACCCUCCCACCAACCACCUCUAGCUAUACUUCAGGGAUAUCCCCUACUUCCAUAUCAUCUAUGGAAGAUGACAGUGACAGUAGUCCUAGUCGGAGGCAGCGGCUGGAGGAGGCAAAGCAGCAGAGGAAGGCCAGACAUCGCUCCCAUGGCCCUCUCCUUCCCACUAUUGAGGAUUCCUCAGAAGAAGACGAAUUGAGGGAAGAAGAAGAACUUCUAAGGGAGCAGGAAAAGAUGAGAGAAGUGGAGCAGCAGAGAAUCCGAAGCACUGUCCGGAAAACGAAACGUGACAAAGAAGAGCUAAGAGCACAAAGGCGCAGAGAACGAUCCAAGACUCCCCCAAGCAAUCUAUCCCCCAUAGAGGAUGCUUCUCCAACAGAGGAGCUAAGACAGGCAGCCGAGAUGGAGGAACUCCACCGGUCCUCUUGCUCAGAAUACUCUCCUUCAGCUGACUCAGAUGCUGAGGGCUAUGAAAUUUCAUCAAAGCUGUACAAAUCUGGUAGUGAGUACAACCUACCAACCUUUAUGUCACUUUAUUCUCCUACUGAAAAACCACAAACUACAUCAUCUACAGCUGCUAUAACAACGUCCUCUAGUGGCAAACAAUUAAAAAGUGCAGAAGAAGUAUAUGAAGAAAUGAUGAGGAAAGCAGAGAUGUUGCAGAAACAACAAAAGCAGCAGACACAGCAGCAAUCAGGCUCAGGUCUGAUUUUACAACAGUACAGCACAACCACCUAUCAAGAGUCAGACAUUAGAAAUAGACAAGAUAUUGAGGAUGAAUAUGAUUAUCCUGAUCAAGAUGAUCUCCACUAUGAGAAUGAGGAGACAGUUGACAUCUAUGAAGAGAUCCGCCAGACCUCACAAAACAUUUCAAAACAGCUUGAUGACCAAAUGGAGAUGGAUGUGUCCUAUUCAGAAAAGCAGUUACUAGAUACAGGCUCAGCCUUUGCUAAGUUGCUGGAACAAAGCAACGCUUUACUGACUCCUGGCACAAGUCCCACCCAGCUCUCAGCACCAGUAUCAUUUUCUGAAACUGGGACAGGAGGACGGAUACCUGAUGUCAGAGUAACCCAACAUUUUUCAAAAGAUGGGCCCAAAGAUAGACUUAGAAAUCAAACUGGUAAAAAUGGUAUUACACCAACAGUUGCUGCCACAACUAUUGCUGCUUAUGGAGUGUAUGCCAGGGAUACUGUCACUGUCUCUCAAACUAGUGCCAGUCAAACAGUAUCCACCACACAACCUAACUUAUAUGGUCGACAAACUACCACAACCACCGCUGGUGUUUCAAAUGUGUCUCAUAAAAUAGCUGCAAUCACUCAAGCUUAUAACCAAAGAGAAAAUGCUGCAAGGAAAAUGGCAAUCAGCAAAGGAGUCCAAAUGAGGGAUAUUUCAACAUCAUCAGAAACUAUAAUUGAAUCUGGCCCAAGUUCAAUUAGGUGUUAUACUUACCAUGAAAGGAGUCCACCUCAUUCUCCCACUUCAUCUCCUCUUCAUAGUCCAACAAGAUCUUUUUCUAGGAGAACAGCUGAGCUUUCAACUCAAACAGUUAGCCCUUCAAUGUUAGCUUCUUCAGGGAAUGCUUCUCACGCCUCUUCGGUUAUGGCACAGGGCACUCAGACUUCACAUGGGGUUGUUUCACCCAGCCUUUUCAGACAGCAGACUUCUCAAGAUACCUAUUUUAUUGUUAGAACAGAGGAGCUUGAGCCCACUAGUCCACCAAAGCCAGUUACAGUUAACACAGCAACAUCUCCUUUGUCUUCUCCAACAAGAUUUAGCCGCCAAUCAACAUUUGAUGCCUACUCACCUCCUGUCAGCCCUCCUGAUACUCCACCACAUCAAUUAUCACCCCAACAUGGUUUCUACAAGAACUAUAGAGCUGAAAAAGUUAGUGUCGGAACUAGCAUGGUCACCACUGCUAGCAUGUAUACACGUGGAUCACUGUCAAUGGAAAACAUAUCACUUUGUCGGAUUUCGACAGUUCCUGGUACUUCAAGAAUUGAGCAAGGACAACGGUUUCAGAGUGGAAGUGUAGUAGAUCUACGAACUGGAAUAAAGCCAACACCAAUUAUUAUGACUGACCAAGGAAUGGACUUGACUUCCUUAGCCACAGAAUCUCGAAAAUAUUCUGGGUCUGUUGAAGGAAGCCCCAUUCGUCAAUCUACAACUAUUCAGCCCUUAAUAAUGAACCUGAAUACACAGGAGCAGCUGCAUGUUGUGACAUCAACAGCAACAACUGUCAGUGUUACUGUAGCUGCAUCUAUGUUCAUGUCCCAGCCUAAGCACCCUGUGCUGUAUUGUGAUCCUCUUGAAAACAGAUUUGAUUUGGGCAAAGACAUGGGAACAGUAGUUUGCCUGGCACCAAAUAAGCCACCACCAGUUGAUCCAUCCAUACCAAAGAUCGAUGCUAAGCUGGAAGACCUGAGUAUCCAGCAGCAGCAGUUACUUAAACAGCAGCAGAAGCUUCAAGAGCAACAACAACUUCUUGAGCAGCAGCUUCAACAACAUCAUGAGCUUCAACAACAACAAGCUGCCUCUUUUGCAAAGUUGAACAUGUCUAGCCAACUACCUCUAUUCAAAAAGGAUAUGCUUGUCACUCAGAAAAGCACUGCCACAGAGGUUAAUGUCAUCUCGCCGGGUAUGACAUCUGAGGUUUAUAGUGUUGGAGGCCCACUUGAGUUAAGGGGAAAGCAAGCAGAGACAAGUAUCAUGAAUCUAACAAACGUCAAGCCUCAAGUGAUGAUGGUCCAGAUAGAUGGCACUGCACAAGGAGCCACUAUAACACAACUAAUCAAAUCAGAGGAAGGCCAGGAUGCAAUGAAUUUAACAGGGCAAAUAAAAUCUGAAAAUCAAGUAACUUGUUGUGAUAUGGUAUAUAACUUGCCCUUUGGUGGCAGCUGUGUGGGUGGUCCAUUCUCCCAGAAACCAGUCACAGAUGAGACUUCUAAGCCAUCAUCAAGAGCACCUUCCUCACUACCACAGCUCUAUCAACAACAUGGUUUACAGCAAGAUGGCCAGACAUACCAAGAUUACACAAUUAAAUCAUACACAUUGCCUCUCCCUGGACGACUACAACCAUCAAUGUCUGAAACAAACCUUUCAGAGGCAGGGUUGUCAUCAUAUUCAGCAAAUCUUGAUCCCCAUUUUCAUGCCUCUGGGGAAUUAUUCACAGACACAGUAAGGGAUGGCUAUGAUGGAGGGUAUCUUGGAAUGGGGCUUCAGUAUGGCUCCUACACAGAUCUUCGUCAGGGUGAUGUUGCAGAUCUUCCAAUUAGAAGGUACAGCUCCCUGACCAACAUCAGCUCAGAUUAUGGAUAUUUCUCAGGUGAUUUUGCAGAAUCUAAUCUUGCCCAAUACAGUGCUACAACUGCCAGGGAGAUAAGUCGCAUGUGUGCAGCCCUUAACUCCAUAGAUAGAUAUAGUAGUAACCCUGACAUACUACAGCUGGGCACUGGAAGAAGUAGUGUUCCACCUAGUAGAAUUAGUCUGCCCCAAAGUCACAGACCUGGUUUCAAGUACAGCCCAGAUGGAAAGCCUCUUUCCCACAGUCAAACGCUAACUGAUCUAAUCAAUGCAAGACAAGCCAGUCUCCGAGCUAUGUAUCCAUCAGCUAUUAGAUCAGCUGACGGCAUGAUCUAUUCAACUAUAAACACACCAAUUGCAUCAACAGUUCCAAUUACUACCCAGCCUGCACCUGUGCUACGACCUUUAUUAAGAGGGGUAUAUAGACCUUAUCCUACACCAAAUAUGACACCAAUACCCUUGGCAAGCCUAACUAGACUGCCACUAGCUCCAAGGACUGGGCAGGCACCUUUCCGAUGUUCUACACCUAAUCCUCUCCCUCUUACAACAUCUACAAAAGUUUCUGAGUCUCCAGCUCUCACAACAGUCCAAGAUGCUCCAUUGUACCUUGGUAAGUCUCCAGUAAGCCUAACAGUAGCUGGAACAGUAACACAACCAAUUCAGCCUUCUUCUGUACCUGCUGGUCCUAUCACAUCAGCACCUAUUUCAACACCAAUGGCCAUGGCAAUGAGCCAACCUGAUAUCCAGUUGCAACCAAUAAAUCUAUCUCAGCCCCACCUUCAGACCAAGUCCACUGCCCAGCCUUCUAUACAACACCAACUACCAGUGCAGGGUCAUCCUAUUGCUUCCAAAUCACAACCACCCCCAUCAUCUCAAGGAGGUAGAACCGCUGCUGCUGCUAUCAGAAGUAUUGCUCCAAACCAAGAAAAAGAAACAGAGGAAAGACUGCAUCAACAUCAGGAACAGCAUUUGCAGCUUGAGAGAGAAAGAGUAGAACUGGAAAAAUUGCGACAGCUAAGGCUUCAGGAUGAGCUUGAGCGGGAGCGUGCAGAACUGCAGAGGCAUAGAGAAAAAGAGCAGAUGCUAGUGCACCGAGAAAUUCAGGAAUUGCAGACUAUAAAGCAACAAGUUUUGCAGCAACAACAAGCUGAGAGAGAAAGCCAGUUGGUCCUACAGAGAGAGCAACUAGUUCAACAAAAACAGCAGCUUGACCAGAUACAAUCUUUGCAACAACAGUUACAGCAGCAGCUUGAAGAACAAAAGAGACAAAAGACUGCCACAGCUAUUGCUGCAGCCGGUGCAAAUACUCAAAUCCUCAGUGAUCAAUCUGGCAGAAUAAUUCAGCCACAGGAAUUGGCCUCUGAUAUGUUGUAUAGUGAUGUUCAGGUUUUCUUAAGAUCACUACCAAAUUCUACAUCAGAGAUAUGCUUGAGAAAUAGUGAAGAUCAGACAGAAAUCAGGUCCAUGCGUAAACAAAGAUCAAUGCCUCGACUGCAAGAUGGAAAUGAUGGAGAAAUGACAAUGUUUUCCUUGCCCCAAAGGCUUGUAGACUGCAGUGUGCAAACUGAUGAUGAAGAUGGAGAGGAGAGGUACCUGGUAUCAAGAAGACGGCGGACUAGGCGCAGUGUGGACUGCAGUGUUCAGACAGACGAUGAUGAAGAAAAGGCAGAGUGGGAGCAGCCAGUUAGACGUAGACGUUCCCGUUAUGCAAGACAUUCUAGUGAAUCUGGUGUAGACCAUAAAUCUGAAGCACCUCCUUUUACCACUUCAGCUGCUAAAACAGCAUCUUCCAGCAUUGCCAUCCAGACAAUUCGAGACUGUUCUUGCCAAACUGAGACAGAGCAGCUGGUUAGAGUAUCUCCAAGCAUACAUGUCACCAUGCCAGACCCAAACAAGGUUGAAAUUGUCCACUAUAUUUCUGGUCCUGAGAGAACACAGAAGGGUCAAAGCUUAGCUUGCCAAACUGACCCUGAGACACAGUCUCAAAGCAUAGUUAUUCCACAGAUUAGCAUUGCUACCACUGUCAGUCCCACCAGUGCCCAGUUAGUUGGUUCUGCAGAUCCACUCUCUACAGGUCAACAGAGUGCUGUGAAGUUUGGGAGGCGGAGACCUGAUCCUUUGGAGUUUGGCUACCAGCAGCAUCACCUGCAUAAUGAGUCUCUGUCCAGCUUGAUCCGGCAACAACCGAAAUCUCCACAGGUGCUGUAUUCUCCUGUUUCUCCUCUUUCUUCUCCACAACGCAUCAUAGAAACAUCAUUCUCUUCUAGUGAGAGGCUGAAUAAAGCACAUGUCACCCCGCAGCAGAAGUCCUGUAUUGCUGAGCCAUCACAGAGACAUCAGGCCCUUCCCCGCCCAAUGAAGAAUAUUCAGAGAUCUAUGUCAGACCCUAAGCCUCUCAGCCCAACUACAGAUGAAAAUACCAAGGCUCGGAUUUCACUUUAUCAACAGCAAGCCCUUCAGAGUCAGCUGGCAGCCCUGCAGCAGAGCUCCCUCCUAAGGAAGGUGAAGAGGACCUUGCCCAGCCCCCCACCAGAGGAGACUCACCUGCCUAUGGUCACCCCUAACCUAUCCCACAUGUUUGUGCCCUCUCUGCAAUCUCUGAAAGGGGGUUCUCGUUUAGCUGCAAAGGCCAGUCUACUUAAGGACUUGACCCAUGAGCUGAAGGCUGUUGAACAGGAAUCUACAAAGCUACGUAAGCAGCAGGCUGAGUUGGAGGAGGAGGAAAAGGAAAUUGAUGCCAAGCUUAGAUACCUGGAGUUGGGUAUCACACAGCGAAAAGAAACAUUGGCAAAGGAAAGAGACAGGAGGGAGCUAGCAUACCUGCGCUGCAUGGGUGAUUCACGAGACUAUAUGUCAGACUCUGAGCUCAACAAUCUUCGCCUGACAGCUGCGGCCACAUCCUUUGAGAGCAAUGGGCUAAUGACAAGACCUAGCACGGCACCACUCAGCCAGUUUACCUGUGAGCUAAAUACUGCUGCCCAGUUUCCCCCCACAUCAUCUUUUAUGUCGUACCAGUACCCCCAAAGUCUCCAAACGGCACCUACCCCACAGGCCUCUACUCUGCAGAGCACAGGUUUCAACCAACCUCCCUAUCCAUCAGUAACCCAAGCUCAAGCUCUCCCCCAACCCACCCCCUUGCAGACUUAUCCAACCCUAUCUUAUCAGGUCCAAGGGACAUUUCCUUCCCAAGUCUUCCCACAGAACCAGCCUCCGUAUCCAGCAGACACUUCAGUGCUACCUCCAGCACAGCCAAGCCAACCAGGGUUUCAGCCUACCCUACCACCUACUGGUCCAGUCCCUUAUCCAACCCACAGUACACCAUACCCAAGCCAGGCACCCCCCUAUCCGAUCAGUCAAGCAAGCACUUAUCAGCCACAGACAGACACUCUCACUUUUCACCAAAAGCCACGACAGACAUCGCUUGCUGACCUUGAACACAAGAUGCCCACAAAUUAUGAGGUUAUAAGCAAUCCUACAGUUGUAGUAACAACCACUGCCCAAGAUAUCACUUACAGCCAGUCUGGUUUGGGUCCAUCUUAUGGCCAAUACAGUACAACUAUGGCAAGCACUUAUGGCCCCUACUCCUCAUCUUUAUCAAAUACAUAUGGUGGGUCUUUAACAACCUCUGCAGGCUCUGGUUAUGUGCCAUACACAACAAUCUCAUCCAGUAAUUAUGGGCAGUACACAACAACUAUUGCAAAUACUUAUGGAUAUACAGUAACUACAGCUAGUUCCUAUGGGCAAUAUAAUACCACUGUUACAAAUACAUAUGGGCAGACAACACUAUCUGACCAUAUACACUCAAUGGAAAGCCCAUCUAUGUACACCAGUGAAGGCCUAUAUGGAUCAUCCAGCCUCGAGCAGAAUGUCCCAAGGAACUAUGUCAUGAUUGAUGACAUAUGUGAACUCACCAAGGAAGGCAUGGGCACUAGUUUAGACUCACAUCGCAAUGAGGGUCAUGGACGGUACGGGAGUGACGGACUUCACACUCGAGUGGGGAGCUCCUUUGGCAGACCAGAGGAUGAACGUGAUGCAGAUCUGUACGACCAGCAUCAUGGCAGGGGUAAGAGCACCUGCAACUACCAAGCACAAGGGGCACAUACGCAUGGCCGGGUAGUGGGAAGCAGUAGCAUGGGUGGGGGAUCAUCAUAUUACUAUGAUGACUGCAGUCACUCAACACCUACAUGGGCAGCCCAGAGGCACUCUUCAAAGAACCUGUGCCCUUCAGCCGUCAUGUCCUCCAGGAGGAGCAAACAUCGUAAACAAGGCAUUGAGCAGAAGAUAUCCAAGUUUUCCCCAAUUGAGGAGGCUCAUGAUGUGGAGGCUGAUAUGGCCUCUUACACCAUGAGCACCUCUACAACCAGUGGUUAUGGCUCAGGUUCCCAUUACCAUAAACUUCAGGAUGGCAUCUAUGGACUACGGAGUACUUCCAGUCCACAACGGGGCUACUAUAAUGAUGAACAUCUCUAUGGCUAUGGCAGGUCACGUUCAGCUGGUUAUGGCAUGGACAAAAUCUCUCCCUGCGAGAGGGCCUACAGAAGCAGGUCAUAUGAACAGGACCGUAUAGACCGGUCAUACCGCAGCAACUAUGGCCAAAGUGUGCGCCCUGCUUUGCAUUCUCAGUAUUCAGAAAAGGAGAACUCCCACCUCAUGACGAAGCUCAUGGGUGUUGGGAGGGCUUUCGGCUAUCCAUCAAAUUCAUAUGGUUCAAGUCACUCUCUACCUGAUGUGCAGGACCAUAUUCGAGACCUGCCCCGGACCCAUGUCUACAAACCAGAUGAUAUGUAUAUAGUUGACGAUAUGCAUUGUGCUGUUUCUGACAGCGAAGUGUGCAAUCCUCUUUCGCCAUCAGACAUGGAGAUUGAUUGUGAUCUGCUUUUGGUUUCCAAAGCAUACCAUCUUGGUCAAGAGGAGACAGACUGGUUUGAGAAACCUCGUGAUGUUCGUGGAUCCCGUCACUAUGGCAGUAGUGGUCAUUCUGGGAGGCGAGGCCAUGUCAAGCAUACAUAUCAUGAUUAUGAUGAGCCACCAGAAGAUCUUUGGCCACAAGAUGAUUAUGGUCACACCCGCCACAUUUCCUCUAGAGAGCACCGCCAUCACAGCAGUGGAAGUUCCGGUAGGCAAUCCUCACGCCACUCGGAUGAGCCUCGUUCCUCUCGAUCAUCACGUUCCUCAAAGGAUCCAUCUAUGCGACAUGACUCCCGCUCCUUGUCAUCUUCAGGGAGGAGGGGAGAAUCUCGUUCUCAGGGCUACCACUCAUCAGAUUAUUCCCGUGACACCUCAGGCCACCACCAUAGCUCCCGUUCUGGAAAACAAUCCUCCCACCAUCAAGGGUCCUCCAGCAGGAAGCAACAGGACCACCCCUCAUCAUCCAGACAGCCAGGAUCUCUUGGGCCUGGACAGAAGGGACCAAGUGGAACUUCAAGCUCAAGCAGGCAAGCUGUCUCUCAGCCACCUGUUGAUGGGCAGCAAGGUCAGCGAACACAGCUUCAGCAGCAGGCACAGACAUCAUCUGCCAGGCCAGGCUCUCAGACAUCUGCCACAGGCACAACACAACCACAAUUAGUACAAGCCCAGCAACUGCAAGCUAAACCUGGCCAGACUGGUCCAACAUCUCGACAACCCACCUCAGCAGCACAGACAUCCCCAGCUGUAACUAAACCAGAGCCCACCCCUGCCACUGCUAUUGGAGCAAAAGCAGUCCCCAGCCAACCUGCCAAAACAGCCCAACCUCCACUUACCGGAAUAGGCUCAAAAGCAGCUGCAAGGCCUGGUGGAAUUGGCAGUGCAGCUGCAGGUCAGCCGGGUGUAGAUGGAGAGAGUGUGCUGUCUAAAAUUUUGCCUGGAGGAGCUGCAGAGCAAGCUGGCAAAUUAGGAGAAGCCAUCUCUGGAUUUGGCAAAAAGUUCACCUCCUUGUGGUGAGGUAGUACAAUUAAAGGGUGUCUAAAAUGACAGAGGAUGUUUUUGCACUGGAAAAACCUAUGAAGUUUCCCUAUUAUGUUUUAAUUUAAAGAGAAGACAACUCAAGAAAGAAAGUGAGAGGGAGAGAAGCUGUCUGGUUUUUCUACCAACCAGGACUGGAAUCACAGGACUUUAGGUCUGGGUCAUAAAUCAAAGGCGACAACACUGUUCGCUCUGAAAGCCAGACAAUUAUUUGGGAAUUCUGUAUCUGUGUUCUAACCGAACAGCAUGGCCAAAGAUAUUAACAGCCAACUUUGAGCAUGAUAGCUCCAAAAAACCUCCUCCUCCUGGCCAACAGAACACAGUGAAGGCAGCGGAGAGCGAUGACUCCAGUCGCACAAUAUCAACAAACUAAACAGGUCAAUCAGUGUAACUUGAUAAUGCCUACAGGAAAUCUUGAAAUCUGUGUGUGCAUUAUUCUGAAAACAAGCUAACAUGUUCUCAUUAGAGCAGCACAGCGAGUGACUUACGGAGAAGUGUGAUUCCGUGUUUCUCUACUUGGGAAAUGCUUUUCACUCCCCUCUCAGGAAUGGAAGAAAUAGCAAUGUUAGGACACUUAGAAAAACUUCAUAGGUUUUUCCUAAAAGAGAUAAAAAAACAAAGAAAAUCAUGAACAUGGGAACUAUAACACACAUCUCUAUGCUAAGUCCUUUAACUCAACAUUCCAGAAUGAAAAAAAAAAAUCCUGUUUGUUUGUUUUUGUCUUUUUUCUUCUUUCUCUUGCUAUGUGCUAUAAAAGUGUAAAGUGGACUAGGAAUGCAUGUAAUCCAAGACCUUACACUGUUCACGAUAUCAAUGAGAGAUUGACAAAGAGGAUUUGUGCAUUUAUACUCGAGCAGAGAGAAUAUGAAGAAGAGGACGAAAGAAAUUCUAGAACAAGCCCAAACAUAAGACUCAGAUCAUCACAUAAGAAAUCGCUUGGAAAACAAUGUCAGGUUCUGACCAAUCAGGUCUUUUUUAUUCAUUGUCCUUUCCAAAGUAUUAAGAAAUUGUCCUCAGGCUGCAGAUGGGGUGUUUUUACAACCAUUGUACGGUAUUGGCCAGUUGGAAUCUUGUGCAUUAUCUUUUUGUUUUGUUGUUCUAUUGUCGCCUUGCUAUGUUUGUAGAGUGUUUAACAUAUUUUUCUAUUCACAAUAUUAUUUUUUUUCCACAUUGUUUGUAUAUAGAAAAAAAUAGACUGAAGUUUAUUUAUAUUUUUUAAUUCAAUUGGGUUUUUUAAUUUUUAUUUAUUGUAUUGAGUUCCUUUGUUUGUUUAUUACUGUUUUAAAUCCAUUGUUACUCUGUCACUUGUUUACAGCCUUUUUUAAUAUAUAUAUAUAUAUAUUUUGGUUGAAUUUUAUGUUUGACAGUUUAAAAAAAGAUCAAAAGCAAUAGUGGAUGGUGGUCAGUCCGUAAAGAGCACAAUUGUUAGAUGUUUUUACAGUAGUGGUCAGAAGAGUGAUAUCUGUCUGUAAACCUGUAAUAUAUCUGUAAGGUUCAGGAUCACUGUCUAUUAAGUCAUUAAAAAGUGAUGCCCAGUCUCUUAUAAUAACACAUUAGGUGUCAAAGCCAUGAUUUGUUUUAAAAGAUUUUUUAUUAAAUUACUAUAAUAAUUAAGAAAAACACAAAGCUAGUCUGAGAAAUAAUGGAGCUGCUUAGUGGAAUGUUGGAACUUUUAAGCAAGUAGAGAUUGCAUGUUCUGAAGAAAAAAAAAAAAAAAUCUUGAUAUUGCUAUAUGUUCUAAUGGUAUGUGUGAAUGAUUUUGGACGUGUGUAUGUAUGCAUCUACAUUUGUUAUCAUUCAAAAAAGAAAAAAAAAAAAAAUCUGAUCAACAACAGGAAAAGAAAUGUUUGGUCAGAGGACUUUUAUUUUCAGACCUUCUAUGCAAUGAUUUUCUCAGCUGAGAAAAAUGGUUGUCAGAGUAUUGAAACAAAAUAAAAACUAAAUCCAAGAAUAACUAGAUAGUAGUUUCAAAAAUGUUACUUGGGGGCUGAUUUGUUUGUAUAAGAGAAACUGUAAUAUAAAUAAUAUAAAUCUGAAUGGAAAUUUUGUUUCCCAUAUUUGUGGCAUGUUUCCCAUUUUGUGGCACUGUUUUGAAAUGGAGCCAAUUAGCCAUAGCGAUUAACAUAAACGCCAAUCAUUUCUCACUAUCCAUGGAUGGUUGCUGCUAGAUGAACGGCAUAUGAUGGGGUCACCAUCCUUCAUGAUGCUUAGUUGCCUAUUGGUGCAAUUCUUAAAGGAAAUUACAAAUCUAAAGCAUACUACAAAUAUGUCAAGAAAAAUAUAUAUAUAAGGAGGUUAUAUUGAGAAAUAUUAAACAAAACAGUUUUGUUUGUUGCAGUGUUUGAAGGGUUGCCCAUUUAUCUGGUCUUAAAUUAGACUCCUCUGUGGUUGCCCUUCCACAGGCCGUGGGAAAUCUUGAGUUAUCGUACAGUUUGAAGACUUUGGGAACCCCUUUUGAACCCCUCACUGCAUUACCACACACUGUAAUAUCUGUGUGAUUGAGAGGAAACCCAACGACACGGCCUAUAGUUAUGUCACAAAUUAUAUUGGUUUAUAUAUAUUCGGAUAUAUUUAUUUUUUCAAAUAAUAGUUUUAAAUAACUAUACCAAAAUUGAAUAAAUCAUAUUUUAUUAAACAAAUAAAAUAAAUAGCACUAUAUUAUGUAAAUGGAUUAGAAUGUAUAUGGGAUGGCAUAUAAGAGAGUGUAAACGAUCAGUUAUAUAGCAAUGUAGCAAUGCAUAGCACCUAUAGACCACCUAAAACACUCAACGGAAAACAAAUCGAGGAGUCUGUUUGUACUGCCUGCAAUAUGAACUAUAUUAGCUAUCAUUCUGUCUUGCGUCUCAGAGAUUAUUAUUAUUUUUUUUCCGUGUGUGUGUGUUUGAUCCUAUUCACCUCAGGAAAGCAUAGAGUUAACGCACCAAGGGGAGAUAUAUGCAUCGCUAUAAGGGCUUAAUUACAAUACUAAGAAAGCCAUUCAUUCUAACACCCUAAGUUUGUGAUUCAUUAGGGCUGUUGACUGUGAUGUAUGUCAGGGAAACCAGAUCACCUGCCAUUAUCUAUGCUAUUUAGUUAUUCACUCAUUCAUGCAUUGUGAUCCUUUUUACUGGAUUAGAAAACAGUUACUCUUGUAAGAGUAAGUAUGUGGCACAAAGAAAGAAAUGACAGAGGAAAAAUGACUGCUGUCACUCUGUCAAAAAGGAAACAAUCAGCUAAAUUUGUUUUAAAAUAAACUGAUAAUUGCACGGGCCCCCCCUUUGCUGCUCAGUUGCACUGGCAACCAUUUUCACAGUUAAAAGGACAUGAAUAUAUCUGUAAAACAUGUAAAUUGUACUAUACUUCUGCACACGAAACAUUCAGAGCAAGGUGUAAAAUGACCUGUUGUUUUGUGUAAAUGACAUCUAAAAAAGAGCAUCACGACAUAAACAGAAACCAAAUAAACACAUAAAUAUUCAAAUAAAUCACACUGUGUAUGUGGUUGGCUCAUG
This is a messenger RNA of Onychostoma macrolepis, 15960 nucleotides long. RefSeq names its product bassoon presynaptic cytomatrix protein a (gene bsna). The record is from RefSeq and is a predicted model, not a curated record. Gene Ontology annotation, cellular component: GABA-ergic synapse; cytoskeleton of presynaptic active zone; axon. NCBI's taxonomy places the organism in Eukaryota, Metazoa, Chordata, Actinopteri, Cypriniformes, Cyprinidae. Gene Ontology annotation, biological process: protein localization to synapse; presynaptic active zone assembly. Gene Ontology annotation, molecular function: structural constituent of presynaptic active zone; metal ion binding.